AUGGACGAAACCACUGGGAGUCACGAGCUGGACAAGCACCUGAUGCUUCGUCGUCGGAUGGACAGUGGUGGCAAGAGAGUUCCCAGCAAUGGCGAGAUCGAAGGCCUUGGGGUGAUCCUGCCCAAGAUCAUGGCUGGUCUUGGCAACCACAUGGAGAUGAACGUGGAGACCGAGAAUAUGGUGGCUGGGAGGAAUGGGGUGCUUGGACGGACCGUGGUGGCUGGACAUGGGAUGAGUGGUAUGACCAUCCUGGCAAUGGUGUGGGGCAGUCUGCUUCAUCAACUCGGGGCGGAGCCACAAGUUCAUCUCCUGUUCGUGAAGUUCCUCCUAGCCGCCCACAAGGUUUCUUCCGUCAUGGGACGUUCGUCAACCGUAUUCGUACGGAUGAAGAACAGCGAUUUCACACUGGUGGACAGGGACAGCAGCGUCAGGGGCGUAGACAAGAAAGACUCCGCCAAUGGAGGGAUGGGACGUUUGUGCCUGCCUGGCGACGUCAUAUGGAUGAAGUUGCCAGUCGGCUACAUGGAGGUGGUAGGGCGGGUCGUGCCCAACAUCCACCUCGAGAAGUACCUGGUGCACCUGUCGAAGAAGUACAUGCUGAACAACCACCUCAUGCUGGAGUUGGCGUCUGGCAACCUUGGUGUCGAUUCGUCAGUGCAACUGGGAACCUCAGGGGACGUGACCGAAGCAACUGUUCCUGUUCAAGAACAUACAGCUGGUGCUGUAGGGUCGUCUGCUCCUCGGUGGUCGCGUAAGCAAUGGGAUGACUGGGAGGAAUGGGAUAGAGCUGCAGACGGAUCAGUUACUCCUGACGGAGUCAGCCUCAUGCAGCAGCCUGGUCGUACAAACAAUGGAGCCACUGGAGGAGACGCAGAAAUGGUGGCUGGAGCUCCUGCUCAACCCAGUCUUGCUCUCACUAUGCAGGAAGAACAGGCGCUUUACGAUGCGGGGUGGCCGCUUCCCAUCAUCGCGGAUAUGAGGGAGUUCUGCGAGUUCCUCGAGUGGGCUCGGGGUGAACAUGGUGCUGGUGCUGUGGCCUGGGCCAUGGACUCCUGGGGCGACAGUCUCGUCGUCGGAAAUGCCACCAUCGAACUUGCUCAGGAGACACUUUGGGGGCGCUUGCGCGACACUGAAGUCGUACGCCCAACGGAUGCUGGCGUCCGGGGACGUUUGGUGGUGGGCUUUGCAGGAUUCCAGCGACAGAUGGGUGACUUCCACCUAUCACUCGUACAAGAAGGACUCCGAGGUCAGUGGAUGCCGCAUGGUCCUGAAGAUGACGAUGGACGCCAACUUCCAGAACCUCCUUUCGUACGAGGCGACCAUGGGGCGUGGGCUAUGACAAGGGCAAGAACGUUGGCGCGUGAAAUGAUCCAAAGAGCACAGGCUCGUGGAGCUGCUACGCGCCGCACAAAUGCUGGGGUGAACAUCCAGGUCCAAGUUCCUGCUGCUCCGAGUCACGAGUCUGGAGAUGGAGAUGCUGGUUCAGGUGGAGACGAUCCUGCUGGUGGGGACGAUGGUGGCGAUGAAGGUGACAGCUCUGCAGGGGAUGUAAGCGCCAUGAUGCAGUUGACAGUGGAGGAAGAACAGCGGCUACAUGAACGUGGUGUUGCAGAUGAAGUGCGUCGUCAAUUCCGAAUGUUGAUGAUUGCUCUUGGUCAUAUACAGGAGCGGGGAGAAGGACCCGAGUACCGCUGGGGCGUUCGCAUGUUGGUGGAGUCGUGGGAUGAGGCACUACAGGCAAUGCAAGUCGUGCGCGACCUGCUCUAUCGUCGAUCCACCAACCUUGGGGCGUUGCCGUACUAUCCUGCGACACGUGAGCCGGUGUAUGGUCCUCUACGAACACGUGUGGUGGCGUACAUGGCGGAAUAUAGACACCUUCUACUACGUGGCCUUGAGGACGAGGUUGCUCGGGAACUUGUCAGACGUACACGCAGCACAGGUUCCUCUGGGUCGCAGGCUCCGCACCGAGAUGUGCACCAUACAAGGGAAGUGAAUGAGGAUGGCUUGGUUGGUGGUGAAGUACGACGCUUGGGAAGAAAUACACGUUCUGGACGCAAUGUACAUCCUCGUGGCAGUCGUUCCCGCUCUCGUUCCACUCGGGCGAGACAUGGUGUUGGGGAUGAUGCAGCUGGUCGAGGACCUGUUGGUCGUGACCUUCGCCCUGCUCUACGAGAUCCCCCUGGUCUUCUUCCUCCCGGUGUUGUCGAGGGUGGUGGAGUUCGGGAGGCUGCUGUGAGUGUGAGUGCUGGACAAGAUCUGCUUGUGGGGAGUGGCGAAAACCAUCGACCUGGGGAUGUUCGUGGUGGAUCUGUCGUCGAGGAAGCUACUGAACAUCUAUCUGCUGAACUCCCUCCUGUCUCUGCAGUACCUGUACCUUCUGCACAAGUUCAACCUCUGCCAGCUGCACUUCAUACAGGUUCUGCUGUACCUGUACCUCCUGCCCAAGUUCGACCUGGAGAAGAUGGCAGUCGUGAAAGCCCUUUGGAGACGGAUGUGACUGAUCCUACUGAGUUGGGUCGUUCCUCUGAGACUCCUGUUGGUGCUGCUGCUGUGGAUGAUCCUGGACAUCUAUCAGCUGAACUUCAUCCUCACUCUGCAGUACCUGUACUUUCUGCACAAGUUCAACCUCUACCUGCUGCAUUCCAUCAAGGUUUUGGAGUACCAGUAGCACCUGCUCGAGCUGGGCUUGGAGUACACCAUGACAGUCAGGAUGGGCUUGCUGUGCAUUCUCCCCAUGAAGAAGUGCGGGCUGGUCCUUUGGGGAUGGUUACCGAUGUACCUCCUGAGUUGGGUCGUCCUUCUGAACAACCUGUACCUCCUGCACAAGUUCGAGAGGAUGUUCAAAGUGGUCAGGUUCCCCAGGGUGAUAGUGAGGGUGCAAUGUCUGCAGUGCCAGCACUUGCUGAUGAACUGCAACCUUUGUCUGGGGAUGUAGUUGUCAGUAGUGGUGAGUCGUCUGAUGACUCCAGUCCGGGCCCACAAACUCUGUCAUAA
Symbiodinium sp. CCMP2592 is the source of this 2994-nucleotide messenger RNA. The record is from the annotation of a GenBank genome assembly. Lineage: Eukaryota; Dinophyceae; Suessiales; Symbiodiniaceae.